Messenger RNA from Austrofundulus limnaeus, 2130 nucleotides. RefSeq names its product FHF complex subunit HOOK interacting protein 2 (gene fhip2a). Lineage: Eukaryota; Metazoa; Chordata; Actinopteri; Cyprinodontiformes; Rivulidae. The record is from RefSeq and is a predicted model, not a curated record.
CCAGCUGCAGACAUGCCCGGGUCAUUGUAUGAAACCUCCAAUCUGGAGCGAGGCGGCGGCAACAGAAAGAAGAAGAUAGAGGAAUUCUCUCGGUCUUCUCGGGAGAAACUGGUCCAGUCGAAGAACAAAAUGUUCUCCAAAUUCACGUCCAUCCUCCAGCACGCUGUGGAGGCGCUUGCUCCAUCUCUACCCUUGCAGGAAGACUUUGUCUAUCAUUGGAAGGCCAUUACACAUUAUUACAUCGAGACCUCGGAUGACAAAGCCCCCGUCACAGACACAAACAUCCCGUCCCACCUGGAGCAGAUGCUGGACAUUCUGACCCAGGAGGAAGCUGAAAGGGAGUCUGGGGAGACGGGACCCUGCAUGGAGUACCUCCUACACCAUAAGAUCCUGGAGACGCUUUACACUUUGGGCAAAGCAGAUUGUCCUCCAGGGAUGAAGCAGCAGGUGCURACCUUUUACACAAAGCUGCUAGCGCACAUUCGCCAGCCCCUGCUGCCGCACAUCAACGUCCACAGACCUGUACAGAAACUGAUCCGCCUGUGUGGGGAGGUGCUGGCUGCGCCCACAGAAAACGAGGAGAUCCAGUUCCUUUGCAUCGUCUGUGCCAAACUAAAACAGGACCCGUACCUCGUCAACUUCUUCCUCGAGAACAAGUCGAGGAGACCGGAGACCAGGACUUGUAUAGCACCAGAGGAGGUGAAGGGAGGCGUUUUGGCUCCAGACACUGGACAGAAACAGGCCGACAGCCAAGAGGAGCAAGCAGCAGCAGCUGGGGCUUCCUGUAGUCCGUCCUGCAACAAUAACAACACCAACAAUUACAAUUUAGUCACAUCCUUACUCAACCUCACAAAGAGUCCUGAUGGCAGGAUUGUGGUGAAGGCUUGUGAGGGCUUGAUGCUGCUGGUCAGUUUGCCGGAGCCGGCUGCUGCCAGGUGUUUAACUGAAAACACKGAGCUGUGUGCGCUUCUCACAGACAGGCUGGUCUCCUUUUAUAAGGCCCUUCCACAGUCCAUGGACCCCUUGGACAUCGAGACAGUGGAGUCUGUCAACUGGGGCCUGGAUGUGUACAACCUGAAGGAGGACGCUGCCAUCUUCACAGGGAAGCGAGCGCUCAUCUCCUUCCUGUCGUGGUUGGAUUUCUGCGAUCAGCUCAUCAAAGAGGCGCAGAAGUCGGCGGCGGCUGUGAUGGCGAGAGCUGUGAGAGAAAAGUUCUUUAUUUCCGUGAUGGAACCACAGCUCAUGCAGACGUCCGAGGUGGGAAUCCUGACCUCCACGGCCCUGUUGAACAGGGUCAUAAAGCAGGUGACGUCGGAGGCGCUGCUGCAGGAGAUUGUUUGCUUCCUGCUCGGUGAGGAGAAGGAAGCAGAGACUUCAGCUACGAUGUGUCAGAACCCACUCAGACACAGACUCAUCGAGCACUGCGACCACCUGUCAGACGAGAUCAGCAUCAUGACGCUGCGGCUGUUCGAGCAGCUCAUCCAGAAGCCCGAGCAGCACAUCCUUCACAGCUUGGUGCUGCGCAGCCUGGAGGACAGGAACUACCUGGAGAACAAACCUCAGGAGGAGKGGGAGUCGCUGGAGAACGGGCAGCCUCACGACGCCGUAGACCUGGAGGAGGAUCCGUUAUUCGUUGACGACCUCUCUCCAAACGGCAGGUUGUCCGGCUCUGAUUGGCUCGGCUCCUCACCGCCACAAAGUCCAGACCACUCGAAGUCCGACGGGAAGACGGAGGUCCAUAAGAUCGUCAACAGCUUCCUGUGUUUGGUCCCAGACGAGGCCAAGUCCUCGUAUCAGGUGGAGGGCACGGGCUACGACACCUACCUCAGAGACGCACACAGACAGUUCAGGGACUACUGUGGCGUCUGUCAGCGGUGGGACUGGAGGGGAAGUUCAAAACCUUUAGAGAAGUGCAACUUAGAGCUGCCGUUCUUCGAAGGUCACUUCCUGAAAGUCCUCUUCGACAGGAUGGGUCGCAUCUUGGACCAGCCCUAUGAUGUGAACCUGCAGGUGACUGCUGUCCUGUCCAAGCUGUGUUUGUUACCACACCCCCACCUGCAUGAAUACCUGCUGGACCCGUAUAUCAACCUGGCCCCCGGCUGCAGGUCUUUAUUCUCUGUCAUCGUCAGG